Zootoca vivipara (common lizard) is the source of this 597-nucleotide messenger RNA. The record is from RefSeq and is a predicted model, not a curated record. NCBI's taxonomy places the organism in Eukaryota, Metazoa, Chordata, Lepidosauria, Squamata, Lacertidae.
AUGACUUUCGGCACUGUUUUCUCCGUCACCGUUUCUUCCGUACUGGCAAAAACCGUCACGGUUGUUCUGGCCUUCGUGGCCACCCACCCAGGAAACAGAGCGAGAAACGUUUCACGGAGGCAACUGGCGAACUCCAUCGUGGUGGCCUGCCCAUUGAUCCAAGCCGUUCUCUGCGCCAUCUGGCUUAUGAACUCUCCUCCGUUCCCACAGCUGGACUUCCAUUCCACGCCUGGAAAGGUUGUAGCGGAAUGCAACGAAGGUUCGGCCGCCAUGUUUUACACCGUCCUGAGUUACCUGGGUUUCCUGGCCCUCGCCAGCUUCAUGGUGGCUUUCCAAGCUAGGAAAUUGCCGGAUAGUUUCAACGAAGCCAAGUUCAUCACCUUCAGCAUGCUGGUCUUUUGCAGUGUCUGGGUCUCCUUUGUCCCAACUUACCUGAGCACCAAGGGGAAGUUCAUGGUGGCUGUGGAGAUCUUCUCCAUCUUGGCCUCCGGCGCUGGUCUCCUGGCUUGCGUUUUCUUCCCCAAAUGUUACAUUAUUCUCCUGAGGCCAAGUCUCAACAGCAAAGAUCAUCUAGUUAGGAAAAGAAAAGUAAGAUAA